Molecule: messenger RNA, 1068 nt
Organism: Penicillium canescens
Lineage: Eukaryota; Fungi; Ascomycota; Eurotiomycetes; Eurotiales; Aspergillaceae
Product: zinc-dependent alcohol dehydrogenase
Exons: 3
Coding region: 1-1068 (355 amino acids)
Molecular function (GO): zinc ion binding; oxidoreductase activity
Source: RefSeq, a predicted model, not a curated record
AUGACCAUUUCUGAGAUGACCAUUCCUGAAAUGCAGUGGGCCCAAGUUGCCGAAAAGGUCGGAGGCCCACUUGUCUACAAGCAGAUUCCCGUACCCAAGCCGGGUCCCGAUCAGAUUCUAGUGAAGAUUCGCUACUCCGGCGUAUGCCACACUGAUCUGCAUGCGAUGAUGGGCCACUGGCCUAUCCCAGUCAAGUUCCCACUGGUCGGUGGACACGAAGGUGCUGGAGUGGUCGUGGCCAAGGGUGCACUGGUUAAUGGAUUUGAAAUCGGCGAUCACGCCGGCAUUAAGUGGAUCAACGGGUCCUGCUCUGAAUGUGAAUUCUGUCGGCAAUCGGACGACCCCUUGUGUGCCAAUGCACAGCUUUCGGGAUAUACUGUUGACGGCACUUUCCAGCAAUAUGCCGUCGGCAAGGCUACUCAUGCCUCGAAUAUUCCGAAAAAUGUUCCUCUUGAUGCAGCUGCCCCGGUUCUUUGCGCUGGUAUCACUGUUUAUAAGGGUUUGAAGGAAUCUGGGGUCCGGCCUGGUCAGACAGUUGCUAUCGUUGGAGCUGGUGGUGGCCUUGGUUCCCUUGCGCAGCAGUACGCUAAGGCUAUGGGUGUCAGGGUUGUAGCUGUAGAUGGAGGUGAUGAGAAGAAAGCUAUGUGUGAACAGCUCGGCACCGAGGCUUAUGUUGAUUUCACUAAGUCGAAAGACUUGGUGGCCGAUGUGAAAGCAGCGACUCCGGAUGGUCUUGGCGCGCAUGCCGUUAUUUUGUUGGCGGUGUCUGAAAAGCCUUUCCAACAGGCCACGGAAUAUGUUCGCUCCCGAGGGACAAUUAUCGCCAUCGGUUUGCCUCCAGAUGCGUUCCUUAAGGCGCCGGUUCUUAAUACAGUGGUCCGCAUGAUUAGUAUCAAGGGCAGUUACGUUGGAAACCGACAGGAUGGCGUGGAAGCUCUCGAUUUCUUUGCUCGAGGAUUGAUCAAAGCGCCGUUCAAGCUUGCUCCUUUGAAGGAUCUUCCAAAGAUCUUCGAUCUCAUGGAGCAAGGCAAAAUUGCUGGCCGCUAUGUGCUUGAGAUGCCAGAGUAG